AAAAUCAUGUUACCCCUCACUAAAAUAUUAUCAAAAUAUCUUCAUCAAGUUGACCUUGACAUCGUUGAAUUAAAUAAACGCUUAUCAGAACUUUCAACACCUGAACGUCAUUUUCAUCGACGUCGUUCUUCCAGGAAUCGUACACGACAUCUUUCAUUGCGCACUGACCACCGUCACAAAUCAUCUGGCAGUAAUUCAUCUCGUGAAGAUGUUAUCAGUUCUGAACACCUAAGUCCGAAGCCAAAUGUUGACAAUAUCAAGAUCCGUAAACCAUUAAGUUUACACCAAGAUAUGAGCUCAAUGGAACCAAAAAUUCACAGCAGUCAAACACUAUUGAAUAUUAUGAGCAAUGGCGGUGGCAGCGCUUCUUCAAUUCAUUCUG
This is a messenger RNA of Entrophospora sp. SA101, 382 nucleotides long. Lineage: Eukaryota; Fungi; Glomeromycota; Glomeromycetes; Entrophosporales; Entrophosporaceae. The record is from the annotation of a GenBank genome assembly.